GCCACGAAAAUAAGAAACCAGUCGUUCGUUUGCACUGGCACGUUCAACAUGCGCGGAUCGCUGAUAAUAGCCCUCGCGGUCGUUUUACCGCUGUUGGCCGCCGACACUUUCGCGAUCGAAGGCGUCAAAGGCGGGCACCGUCACCAGCAAGGUGUCAAAGGUGGUCGACCGAAUCAGAACCUCGCUGUCAACAGCACCGUACAAUCUGGACUCUGCUACAAGACCAUUCCUUACGCAGAUGCGCUGGCUCUGAACUCCACGGGGCAAUUCCCUCGCAAUACUCUUCCAUCGACGAACGGGGACGAAGAGACAAACGGAUGGAUCACGAUUCUGGACUGCUGCGACGGGUACGAGCGCAACGCAACCUCCGGAGGCUGCGAUCCGCAAUGCAAGCAGGGAUGCUACGGUGGCAAGUGCAUGGCGCCGAACGUCUGCGCCUGUCCGCCAGGCUGGUUCCCUCAGGAGGGCGUCUGCAUGCCUUACUGCGAGCAAACCUGCCAGAAGGACGCGUACUGCUUCUCGCCGAACGUGUGCGCCUGCAAGUUACGCUACGAAGAGGUGAACGGCGAGUGCAGGCCCAUUUGUCCCGGGGGAUGCAACAACGGUGACUGCGUCGCGCCUCAGGUGUGCAGGUGCAAACCUGGCUACGCGCUUCAAACCUCCACGGAGACAUCGUCCCUCGAGUCCAAGAAGUGCGUGCCCAUUUGCCAGGGCUGUCGCGACGGGGAGUGCACCGCGCCAGGGGUGUGCACGUGUCGCGAGGGAUACACCAACCUACGAGGUGACAUAGCAACCUGCGUCCCUAACUGUCCCGAGGGCUGCACAGGUGGAGACUGCGUAUCUCCGGGUGUCUGCAAAUGCAAACCCGGCUACAUCCUGGACUCCACGCGCAGAUGCGUUCCAGAGUGUCCCCGAGGCUGCAUCAACGGCGAGUGCACCGCUCCAGGUGUCUGCAACUGUGGUCCAGGCUACGUUCUCGACACCAGCAACAAGUGUAUCCCGGAUUGUCCCCAAGGCUGCGAGAACGGGGACUGCGUAGCGCCUGGUGUCUGCAGCUGCAAGCCAGGCUUUGGUCUAGACUCCACGCGCAGAUGCGUUGCGGAGUGUCCCCAAGGAUGCGCCAACGGACAGUGCAUCGCUCCAGGUGUCUGCAAGUGUCCUCCAGGGUACAAUCUCGAUCCAAACAACGCGUGCGUUCCGGACUGUCCCCAAGGGUGCGUGAACGGCGAGUGCACGUCUCCGGGAGUAUGCAGCUGCAGGCCAGGCUACACUCGCGACCACAACGGCAGAUGCGUUCCAUUGGAAGGGAUGUCCAGCACUGGGUCUCAGUGCAGGUUCGGUUGCGGGACGAACGGCACCUGCGUGGGCCCGAAUCGGUGUAUCUGCGACCUGGGAUUCCGCGUGGAUCCAGACACGGGCAGGUGCAUCCCGUCACCCACGUCGUUCGAAUGCAGAAACGGUUGCGGAUCCCAGGGGGUCUGCGUGGGUCCCGACUUGUGCAUCUGCAACUACGGGAUGCAGCCCGAUCCUGUCACCGGCAGAUGCCCCGAGCCUCAGACCAAUCCACCGACGUUCGAAUGCCGUUACUUCUGUGGACCUCACGGCAGAUGCGUUGAGACCAAUCGUUGCGCCUGCGAGGUUGGAUUCAUGGUCGACCCCACCUGGGGGAUCUGCGUCCCCCAGAGGACGCAACAACCGAGCGAACCGCAGAGGAUACCUCAAACGUCUCAAACGUCUCAAACGUCUCAGACGUCUCAGACGUCUCAAACCGGCGAACCCAUCUGCGAGAAUCAGUGUUUGAACGGGGAGUGCACCGGUCUGAACCAUUGCACGUGCAAACGCGGUUACGCGAUGGAUCCCAACGAUCCCACACGCUCCAGGUGUCUACCAGUAUGCAUCGGCGGUUGCCCCCACGGGACCUGCACCAGCCCAAACUUCUGCAUAUGCGACCUGGGUUACAGGAAGGAAACGGGCGUGAAGGGUCGACAGAGAUGCGUUCCGGUUGAGUCAUACUCCGCGAAUCGUAGCUUUCUUUAUUCUUCGAUCGUCGUUAACUUAAAUAUGAAAAAAAAAAAAAACCGACUGGAUACUCGUAGUUAUCGAGCCACGAAACAGAUUACGUAUUGGGAGACGUAUCGACAGCGGAAGUGGGGCAUUUUCUACACAACGAAAACACGACAAAAUUACAAGAUACAGUAUUACACCGACUACCGUACGGAAAGAGAAUGCUGUCCAGGGUAUAAAAAAACGCUGAGCGAUAUUUGCGAGCCCGUGUGCGAGCCCGAAUGCGUGAACGGCAAUUGCAUCGCGCCCAACGAAUGCUUAUGUUUCUUGUCGCACGACUUACACAAGGACAAUUUUUGCAAGCCAAGUUGCACUCUGUGCGAGCAUGGAAGAUGCAACAAACCGUUCGUCUGCGAGUGCGACGACGGGUACAAACUGACCUCGGACAAAGACACCUGCGAGCCGAUUUGCGAUACGAAUUGUGAAUCAUUGAAUGCCUACUGUUCGGCGCCCAACGAAUGUACGUGCCUCGACAAUUACAAGACGAUGGAUACCCACGAAACAGAGUUAAACAAAUGCUACCCGAUCUGCGAGCUUCCCUGCCUAAACGGAGAGUGCACUGCGCCGAACGUUUGCACUUGCUUCGACGGUUUCCAAAAGAAUUCGGACAGCAGCUUCGUCUGCGACCCGAUAUGCGAGCCAGAGUGUCAAUUCGGCGUCUGCAUAGCACCCAAUACCUGCAUGUGCUACACCGGUUACCAAUUGUCCUACGAAAAUAUUUGCGAGCCGAUUUGCAGCCAGCCCUGCGUGUAUGGCACUUGCAUCGCGCCCGAGACCUGUUCGUGCGACUUCGGCUACGGACUGACGGAGAAUUCCUUGUACGUCUGCGAGCCAGUCUGCGAGAAAGCUUGCGUGAACGGGACCUGCAUAGCGCCAGGGACCUGCACUUGUCACCUUGGCUUCCGUUGGUACGGCGACGAAAGCAUGAAACACAUUUGCGAACCCGACUGCAGGGGCAUGUGUCUUUACGGGACGUGCGUUGCACCUGACACCUGCCAAUGCAUGGACGGUUACCAGCACAUCGGUAAAGAUAUGCAAGAAUCGGCAUCGCGGUACUUCGUGGGCUACUCUAGCUGCGAGCCGAUCUGCGAGGACGGCUGUGUAAAUGGAUACUGCAUGUCUCCCGGGAUGUGCGCCUGCCAUCCAGGUUACGAACUGGCGGGGAACAACCCAUCCCUCUGCGUGCCGCUCUGCACGAUGAACUGCAUCCACGGAUACUGCAACGAGCACAACCUGUGCACGUGCGACCCAGGCUACGAACUACAAGGGCACAUCAACGAAUGUACGCCUAUCUGCAACCCGCCCUGCCAGGACGGAGAGUGCAUCGGGCCGAAUCAGUGCGCCUGCGAUAUUGGUUACCAAGUCGUGGAGGAUAGCAAUAUCUGCGACCCGAUCUGCUACCCCCCGUGCGAGAACGGAUACUGCUUUGCAGCCUACGAGUGCUCAUGCAACGAUGGCUACAGAUAUUCCCGGAAUCUUUCGUACAGGUGCGAUCCCGUUUGCGAAACAUUCUGCGGCGACUACGGUUUCUGCGCUGCUCCAAACACCUGCAAGUGCGCGGAGGGCUAUCGUUCCACGGGAAACGGAACGGUACUGGUCUGCGAACCUAUUUGUCAACACGACUGCGAGAACGGCACAUGCGAGUCUCCAGGUGUAUGCGUUUGCAACCAGGGGUACGAGAAAGACGAGGAACAACGUUGCAAGCCCUUCUGCGCAUUCUGCGAGAACGGUACCUGUGUGGAACCCGAAAUGUGCAAGUGCGACGAAGGCUACGUCUCGGUUGAACGCGAAUCGGAAAGCAGAACCGUCUGCGAGCCGUACUGCGAGAACUGUUUCAACGGAAGCUGCACGGCGCCUGGGGAAUGCCAGUGCGACGCUGGCUUCGCGAAAGAUAGCACCGAGAACGGAACAGCAGGAUGCGUCAUGGUCUGCGAAAACAAUUGUCACGGGCACGGAUUUUGCAUCGUCGAAAAUGCCACCUGCGAGUGCCAGUACGGAUGGAACGGACUGCAUUGCGAGGAACCGACGUUCUGCGUUCUGGUACUGGACCCUGAGACCCCACAGACGAACGUAACAACCGUCGUGGACUAUGUGAACGAGACCCUUGCUAGGGUGUUCGCGGGCAGUCCGUUGUGCUACCGCAAUUGUUUCGACGAGAUCGAUAACGAGACUUUGUGCUUCGACGGAUACAAGAACGACGGGGUGGUGAACGACACCGUCGCCUGUAUAAUGGGUGCGGAUUCAACUUGUCACUCGACCUUGUCUCAAACUACCAAGCCGCCGAAUUACAUUUACAUAGUUGUAAUAGCGAGUAUCGUCACGGUUAUAGCGGGAACCAUCGUAUUUUUGUUAAUACGAAAACAGAAGAAACGGGAAUAUAACAUCGGUAACGCAUCAACCGCGUCGACGCAAGACUCGUUGCUACCCGAAGAUGAACGUCUCUAGCGUUGCUAUGCUCGACGCAUAGCCUGGAAGCAGACUGUGAUAUCGAAAUUGAUGAAACAUGAGAUGAAAAUUUCAACUCGUUUCACCGAUAUUCUAUUUUUCAUUGGCCGUUUAAGAUAUUAAGCUUCAAUUUCAACUUGAACGUGGUUUGCCUCCGAGGAUCGUCGUUUAAUAAAUUGUUCCUCGAAACGAAGUUGUCGUAGUGACCUUAAAUAAAUAAAGUAACAAAGUAGCUUUAACUGCAUUCUCGAUAAAUUUCUAUUAAAAGCAACGGGCCCCUGAGAUAUCGUGCAUCCGGUCUCGCUCGCGUUAUGCGACGUAAACGCUGGUGGUGGGAAAGAGAUAAACAGAACGAUGUACAAUUGUCGAUGUACUCGUUGCAGUUCGUGUUUCGCAGGGUGAACGACGUCUUCUUUGCGCAAAUAAACGCAAGAGAAAACGUUCUUGUCAUUCUUAUAGCACUUUUCAAUUUAUUAACACUUUGCACUCGAGACCUUUUUUUCUGAUAUCUAUCAGCAACUCGAGAUGCUUUCUUAGCAUUCUGUUGUCACGAAUUACGUUGUUCUGUUGUCACUUAAUUUGAGAUUUGAGAAUCAGGUCACUUUUGCCUCAACGAAAAUCAUGUUAUUGACAUUUCGAGUAUCAAAGAAAUUAAACCUAAGGAAAACCUAGUGACGUCUGAGGGUCACCUCUCGAGUGCAAAGGGUUAACCUCGUCACGCCCUUGGUCGCAUAUGUGGAUGUUUAGAUUUUUAUAAUUACUGUCAAUAAUAAAAAGAACGAAACUUUGAUAAAAAAAAAAAAA
This is a messenger RNA of Hylaeus anthracinus, 5313 nucleotides long. Its product is annotated as multiple epidermal growth factor-like domains protein 11. The record is from RefSeq and is a predicted model, not a curated record. Bases 49 to 4509 code for a protein of 1486 amino acids. NCBI's taxonomy places the organism in Eukaryota, Metazoa, Arthropoda, Insecta, Hymenoptera, Colletidae. The transcript has 12 exons.